AAAGAACCAACUUUGAUUGAUUGAAUUAUGUUUCGCGACCACUUUGGGAAGCUUUUUCUCGGGAUAUAUAACACUAUCUCCUUCAAACUAUCACAUAAAAUUUUUUUCUUUCUCUUUUGGUAUACACAAUAUUUCCCAACAAAUUCAACAUUCAAUUUUAUGUUUUAAGGUCAACGGAUGGGCCUAAAAAGUUAGAGAUAGAGGAUUGGUACCGAAAUUUACCCGCUACUUAUUUGUUUAAUAAUAAAAAGCAACUUAGUUGGUGAGGUGCUAUUUAACCAAUAAACCAUCUAUCAGUCUAUUGAUAAGAUCAUAAGAAAUUGAGAAAAUGAAUAGCAGUGAAGGAAAGGUGGUUUGUGUAACUGGUGCUUCAGGUUAUAUUGCUUCAUGGCUUGUCAAAUUUCUCCUUCAACGUGGUUACACUGUUAGAGCCACUGUUCGUGAUCCAAGUAAUCCUAAUAAGGUUGACCAUUUACUUAAACUUGAUGGUGCUAAGGAAAGGUUGCACCUCUUCAAGGCAGAUCUAUUAGAAGAAGGUUCAUUUGACCAUGUUAUUCAAGGUUGUCAUGGUGUUUUUCAUACCGCUUCACCUGCUCAUUUUGUUGUCGACGACCCUCAGACACAAUUAAUUGAUCCUGCUGUGAAGGGAAGUCUUAAUGUUUUGAGAUCAUGUGCAAAAUCACCAUCUGUGAAACGGGUUGUUUUUACUUCUUCCAUUGCUACAGCUUUGUAUAACGGAACACCUCGAACCCCAGACACCGUAGUCGAUGAGACAUGGUUUUCAAAUCUAGAUCUCUUACGGGAACAAAAGAUGUGGUACCAAUUUGCAAAGGUUUCAGCUGAGGAAGCAGCAACAAAAUUUCUAACAGAAAACGACAUUGACUACGUUGUUAUGAAUCCAGCGGUGACGAUAGGGCCUCUCUUACAACCAGAGCUUAACGGAAGUUCCUCCUUAAUUUUUGACUUAAUAAAGGGUUCACAAACAUUUCUGAAUGCUACUUUUGGAUGGAUCAAUGUGAAGGAUGUUGCGAACGCUCAUAUUCAUGCAUAUGAGGAUGCUUCAACUAGUGGAAGAUAUUGUUUGGCUGAAAGAGUUGCACACAUAUCUGAACUUGCUAUUAUUUUGCGUGAUAUGUACCCGACAUUACAAAUCCCAGACAAGUGUGCGGGUGAUAAGCCUUUGAUGCAAACAUUUCAGAUUUCCAAAGAAAAGGCAAAGACGUUGGGAAUUGAAUUUAUUCCCCUUGAAGUGAGCCUUAGAGAGAUCGUAGAAAGUUUCAAAGAAAAAGAAUUUGCUAACUUCUAAAUUGUGAUAUAAUAGUUCAACGAGGAAAAAAUGUUGAUAAUCGUAAUCACGGUUUAGUUGUAACUGUGAGCCACUUCAAUUUUGUCAAAAGCUAGACUUAUGAUAUGUUUAUGCAAGAAUUUGUUUUAUGAUAUGUGUAGAAGUUGUUUUCAUCUUA
This is a messenger RNA of Medicago truncatula (barrel medic), 1463 nucleotides long. RefSeq names its product phenylacetaldehyde reductase. The transcript is spliced from 6 exons. Lineage: Eukaryota; Viridiplantae; Streptophyta; Magnoliopsida; Fabales; Fabaceae. The coding region runs from base 329 to 1306 and encodes 325 amino acids. The record is from RefSeq and is a predicted model, not a curated record. Gene Ontology annotation, molecular function: oxidoreductase activity, acting on the CH-OH group of donors, NAD or NADP as acceptor.